CAUCCCCACAGCCACAGUUUUGCAUCAUUCUCUACCCAAAAUGAACGGCGCCAACCAAGAAUCACAGCCAUUUCACCCUUCUAUCUCCUCACCAAUGUCAAAAGAAGCAAGCCCUUUUCAUAGAACAAUGUCAGACUCAUUGCCUAGCACUUCCCGUCAUUCAUCAUUCUCAUCACCACCAUAUGAUGAGAACUCGGAGAAAUGGGGGACUCGUGUCAUGGGAAAUCCUGCUGUUCCUUCGUGCCAUCCAGAUAAUAAAAAGGCAGCCUUAUGGGGUGCAACUGAUGAUGAAGCCCAGAAGUUCCAUCAUCCAUACCUCCAGUACAGCCCCAUUGAAAAAUCAUCACGUAGCAGUAAGGAAUCCAUUCUCCAGGUGUUUAAUUCUUGGGGCACCAAGGCUGACACCAUCGCUCAAAAUAUCUGGCACAACCUCAGGACUAAUUCAUCUGUUCCCGGAGCCGCAUGGGGCAAGGUGAACCUGACAGCUAAAGCAUUAACAGGAGGUGGGUUUGAGGCUCUAUACAAGCAGACAUUCACAAGUACUAAUCCAAAUGAAAAGCUGAAGAAGACAUUUGCCUGCUAUCUGUCCACAACAACAGGUCCAGUUGCCGGAACCCUUUAUCUAUCUGAUGCUCAUGCAGCUUUCUGUAGCGACCGUCCCUUGUCUUUCACAGCACCCUCAGGCCAGGGAGCUUGGAGUUAUUACAAGGUAAUGAUACCUUUGAGCAAGAUUGGCACCAUCAAUCCUGUAGUCAUGAGGGAGAAUCAAUCCGAGAGAUACAUCCAGAUCGUUACAAUUGAUGGACAUGAUUUCUGGUUCAUGGGCUUCGUUAAUUAUGAGAAAGCAUCGCGGCAUCUAACAGAAAGUAUCUCAAGUUCUGUAGGAAGCAUAGCAGCAGAGCCGAUGGUUGUAUAAAAUUUGUGGCCCUACCAGAUCCCAUUGGAUUCUUUCUCAGAGAGAUUUUCAUUACUGGUCUUUUUUCUUCUUCUUUUUGUUAAAAUCUCUACCAUAUACCAUAUCGCAAAGCAUUUUUCUUUUCUAUGAUCUUCUCCUAUGAAUAAAAUUACGUCAUUAUUUUGUCUCA
This is a messenger RNA of Populus nigra (black poplar), 1085 nucleotides long. Its product is annotated as GEM-like protein 5. The record is from RefSeq and is a predicted model, not a curated record. Lineage: Eukaryota; Viridiplantae; Streptophyta; Magnoliopsida; Malpighiales; Salicaceae. Bases 41 to 916 code for a protein of 291 amino acids. The transcript is spliced from 3 exons.